AGCGCUGAAGUUUUAAUUAUCUGGCAACCUAAAGCGUCAGCUGACCUGUGGAUCACUGCGAAAAGACAGCACACAUAGCAUACCGCAGCUCUCGUAGACUACCAAAGACUUUGUUGUAUAUUUUUAAUUUUAAUCAGCGAUCAUGAGCAGCACGCAAUCCAGCACACGAUUUAGUGACGAAAACUACAAAAACUGGUUGAAGACAGCCGAAAGUCUUUACAUACUGAGGAAUCGCAUUCAGAACUUCAUUGAAAAGGAAACCGAAACUUACCACAGCUCUCUCAGAAAUAAACAGGAGCUCAAUGGAAAGACUUGCCAUCAAAACUGCAAUGAUAAGGACAUCAAUCAGAAGUCUCUCUGUCAGUUGUGUGAAUGCUGGAGGAAAGAAAUUGUGGCCAAUCACAAUGGGAAAUAUGGUAUACACUGGAACAACUGCAAACCAAAUCGUUGGUCCACAGAUAAGUGGGAAGUUGCCAAGGCGUACAUGCCACGUGGGCACAGAGACCAUUGUGAGUUUUCCCACUUUGAUGUUGCUGCCAUUCUGAACUUCAUGAACUUCUGUAAACAUUUCAGUAAAAUUCAAGGGCAUCAUGUGAGGAAUGUAAUAAAUGUACGGAACAAUGUGAUGCACUCCCCUGACUUAAAAAUGAGCAACGAGGACAUGAAAAAGCAUCAUAGCACAAUUCUACUGCUGGCCAACAUGCUUCAACCUCAGGUUCCAGAACUGAAUGGCUUGGAGGAGGAGAUAAAACAGUAUAAUAACACCUUGGACCAGAAUUUCAAUAAACCCCUAUGUGAAGUAGAUGGCCAGCAGAUAAACGUCCAUACCCGGGAACUUCUGGACCGUGAGAACCAAGCCUUGAAAGACAAGAUUAAAGACAUUAUUUCAUCCUUUGAGGGGAACCAAGAAGAAAAUGUCAAUGGCAAACUACAGGACUUUAAGCAUAUCAUGGACUUUCUGGACCAAAACAAAGAUCUCCUGGAGAAUCUGGGUCCUGAGGUCAACAAACUUAAAGAGAUACAAACAAAAGUAGAUGAACUCGACGAAGAGGUCAGCACCCUUAAAGUCAGAAUGGAUCAACUGGAAAAAGAGAAACAAGAUCCAUUGCUUCCUGGCAUCCCACCUAGAUAUAAGAAUCAUCUUUUUGAGUUUUGUCGUGCAAAGAAAUGGCUCGAGCCUGUUUUUACAGAGACUCAAGAAGCCCAGGGUUAUAGGGGUAAGGUGACAGUGAAUGGGCAAAGUUUUACUGGCAUAAGAGUUUUUAAUGACAAAAAGGGUGCCCAUCAGGAGGUAGCAUGCAUUGCCCUUGAACAGAUGAAAUCACAGGAAGAAAGCACGAAUGAACCAUCCAGUUCUGUUAUGCAGCCUGAGACGUCCUGCUCAUCUUCCUCAGGAAUUUACUUUGGCAAAGUAACCGUGGAUCUCAAUUUAGAAGUUGAGUCAGAAAGAUGCCCUUCAGCAGAGGAAGCAAGUGAAGCAGUUUAUAAGAUUUUAUGGGAAAGUUUUCACCUCAGCGCUCCAGUACAAGGUCAGACACACAGGUCAGUGAUCUUGGAAUAUUUCAACGCAAAUUAUUUCCAAAAACCAUCAGAAUACUUUGUUCAAAAUGAUGACAACACAACUAGCUGCAAGCUCAAACUCAUUGGGCCUUUCACAUUUUAUGACAAAGAUGGCUCCACCAAGAAGAAACUGGCAGAUCAACAGGCAGCUAAAGUUGCCUUGCAGCAUCUGUCAGGUAUUUUCAACUGUGCUCCAAUAUCAGAAACGGAAAAGAACUUCAAAGGAAUUCUGAAGGAGUGUCUUGAGACAAGGGGUCUCAAAAGUCCCAACUAUACCACUGUGAAUAAUCCAGAGAUUAGUGAAAAACAGGUGGCCAUGAGCAUCAGCCCAGACCUGACAAAUUCUGCAGCAUCUAUUACUCAGGCAGCAGAGAAAGAGCAUUCAGAGCUCAAGUCUGGCAACAUUUGCAAAUCAGCACAGCUUCCGGUAUUUCAAGAGGCAGCUUGUAUUCCUGUUCCUAUGCUGCCAGACCCUCAAGACUCCAGUUCUCCAGCUGUAGUAAGGAAAAAGCCCAGGAUUGAUUGUCUAGCAAAAACUUUCUUUGGUAAAGUGACUGUAAAUCUCAAAGACGUUAUGUCUGAGAGAUGUUCUUCAAAGGAAGAAGCAGCUGAGGCAGCUUAUAAGAACUUAAUGGAAAGCUUUUGCAUCAAUGCCCCAGCAGAAGGCCAGACAUACAGAUCAGUGAUCAUUGAUCAUUUUGGCAAAUAUGAAGUACAACAACCAAUAGAAGAGUUUGAUGAUGAUGACAACAACACAACAAUCUGCAUUCUGAAAUUUAGCCCUUUUAUUUUUUACGACAAAGAUGGUUCCACCAAGAAGAAACAGGCAGAGCAACAGGCAGCUAGUGUUGCUCUUGAUCGUCUAUCGGGGAUCUUCAACUGUGCUCCUGUAUCAGACGAUAAGCAGAACUUCAAAGGUGUUUUGAAGGAGUUUCUAGAGUCACUGGGUCACAGUAAUCCCAUCUACGAUACUAAAGAGCAUAAAGGUGAAAUCAGGGAAGAGCCUGGGACUGGCGGCAUGACCCCAAUACUUUCAAACUUAUCUAUCAGUCAAUCAUCAGUGAUGGAAAAUGUUGAGUUUGAAAGCAUCUCCACAUCAGUGCAGCUCCCAAUAUGCCAAGAGUCAGUUAAUGUUUCUCUAGACAGUUCUGUAGCCUCAAUGAGGAAAAAGCCCAGGAUUGAUUGUCCAGAAAUAAACGAGCUGCUUCGUGUAUACAACCUGAUGCCACAUGUCGAGGUGGAGAACGUGAAGUGUGAUCAGGGUUUUAAAUGUACUGUGAAAAUCAAUUUGGAAGAAUUUACCUGUGCUAACAAGCAAGGUUAUGACACGAAGAAAGAAGCCAUUCGAAAAACCUACCUGUUGUUUGGCUGUGCAGUAUCAAUUCUGAAUAAUACAGAUGAAAAGACAUCGAUUGCUAUGGUGAAGAUGCGUUUUUCUCAGAAUUCUCUUCCUCUCCCCCAGGAAGAUGUUGAAGGUUCUUCAAAGUUGUUUUACUGUUCACUAAAGAACAUAAAUUACACAGUUGACUAUGACGGAGAAGGGUCCUCAGAGGAUGAAGCCAAGUUGCUUGCUCUCCAGAAAGCCUUACGUUUUCUAUCACCACUUUUUAAUUAUCCUUCCCUACCUGGAGCUGAUCAUCCUGAAGAGGUUCUGAAUCAGUUGAGCUCUAUCCUAAAGGGAGCCAGUCAGAAAGAUCCUAUUGUUUCCCUGGUUGUUAUGAACAAGGCCUGUGUCCAGCUGUCUUUCUGUGACUAUACAAUGAAGUGCACAUGCCAAAGUACGAAGAAAGCAGCUCGAAAUCAUCUCAGUGCACGAAUACUGGGACUGCUAGGGAUAGAAACAGAUGCAAACAACGCAAAUUUGAAAAACCAAUUGGAUGUGUGGUUCACAAAGAAUAGCCCGCCAAAACCAGUGUUUGAGGACACAGAAGUGACUGGAGCAAAGGCUACUUUCUCUGUUCAAAUAACCAGCUGCAGUCCAGACUGGGAGGAAAAUUGGGAAACUGCAAAGAUGAAACUUCUUGAAGUGCUGAAGAACAGAUUUCAGUUUCUGGAUGAAAAAAACUACUGAAAUCCAUGCAAGAUAAAAAAAGCACUGUUUGUUGGAAAAAUCUACUGUAACUUGACUUGGUUGAGGUGCUUAACGCUGGUUUCAAUUGGAACAUAUAUGCGAUUAUAUUUUAAAAACAAUAAUAUACAGUAUGAACAUUUAGGCAGUACGUUUACUGUACAUGUAUUCUUGUUAUUGGACAUGGUAGUGGGAUUUAAAUCAACAAAAAAUGUUACUGAAUUAAAGUAUUUUAAAGGUAUACCAAUUAAUAAACAAGUUGAGUUGUCAAAGAUGUAAAACAUGAAAUAAUUAAAUUAUUGAGAGAUUUUUAACUAUUAUAACAACUAAACGUAGGAAACAGAGUAAAUAGGAAGGAUAAAAAGAUUUCUUGGAUUCAAAAAGUCAGUAAAUCACUGCAUUAAACCCAUUUGAAUCAACUAGAAUAUAUUAAUAACACAUUCAGUAUAACUGGAUUGAGAACAAAUGCUUAAUUUAUUUUUCCAAAUUGUACUUGAUGUGAUGUUGUAUUUGCUGAAAAGCUACUUGUCAUAGUUUCCAAAUAGAGUAGUAUUAUAAUCUAUUAAUUUGAAGAAAAACACUACUCUUCAUAACCAUUUGGCUGAUCUUACAAAAUUAUUAUGGAUCAUCAGCAUUUAUUUAUGGUGGAUUCUCAAGGCCAUUUUAUUAUUAUUGAGAUUUUGCUGAGGUUUGUACAUUUUGAAGGCUGUUUACAAAAAGAAAGUUUACAAAAACUAAAUUGUGACCAAAUUUGCAAUUUAAUAAUGAUGUAUGUAUUUAUUAAUUUAUUAUACUGUUCUUCGGUAGUUUUGCAUUGCAAUUGUUGGAUGAAUGGUACAUUAUAACAUGUUUUCUGUAUUCCCUAUAUUUAAAAUAAAAUGAUCCCUCAAAUCAGUA
Messenger RNA from Danio rerio (zebrafish), 4525 nucleotides. The record is from RefSeq and is a predicted model, not a curated record. NCBI's taxonomy places the organism in Eukaryota, Metazoa, Chordata, Actinopteri, Cypriniformes, Danionidae.